This is a messenger RNA of Quercus lobata, 1401 nucleotides long. RefSeq lists its product as uncharacterized. Bases 1 to 1401 code for a protein of 466 amino acids. Lineage: Eukaryota; Viridiplantae; Streptophyta; Magnoliopsida; Fagales; Fagaceae. The transcript has a single exon. The record is from RefSeq and is a predicted model, not a curated record.
AUGGUGGACGUAUUUUGCACAAAAUACUUUCACGGGGAAGAAACGGUAACGCUUGCAACUCUGCAGGCAACCAAGCAAAGGAAUGGAGAGGAUCUGAUGGAGUACAUCAAACGGUUCAGGGGCAUAGCACUUGAUUGCUAUGAUCACUGUGAGGAGAGGACGUUGGUAGAAAUGUGCAUAACCAAUAUGAUUCGGGAGUUCAGAGAUGUCCUGGAGAAUCUGGAGAUUUCCCAAUUCGCACAGCUAUUGCAGAAAGCUAGAAAGAUGGCUCAGUCCGUGAAACCCAGUUUAGACAAGAGAAGCGCGCCGCAGGCUAUAGUGGUGUCCACUGGAAACCAGAGAAGGAAAACAGAGGGGAGGGAGUACGAUACGCCCUUACCCUUACCAUGCACUCCUAAGGAGUUGGAUGUGCUACUUGACAAAUGGAUAGUAGACGAGAUCUUUAAACCCAACCAGGUUUCUAGAGAGCCUACGGAGGAAGAAAGGAGGGAUCCUCGCUUCUACCGCUUGCACAACUAUGUACAACAUCCCACCGUAGAAUGCUGGGCGCUUCGCACGCUGGUGCACCGCAGGAUCAAAGAAGACACAUUAGAGCUGACCCAGCAGGAAGUCCAAAGAAACCCACUCCCAAACCACAAGGGAAAGGGUGUAGUAGCAGUAGUGAUAUGUGCAGACCCGAGAGAAGAAGAGGAAGAAAACUUGACCCUGCCUACCGCGGCGAUUACCACUCUUCAACAGAGUGCCAAGUUCAAAAAUCUAUUUGACCAGUUGGGACUUAUAGCAAAAGAAAGAAAAAUAGCCAUGGAGGCUUUGGUAAGCAUCACCUCCGGAGUAGGGGUGGAAUGCCUGUCAGCAGAGAUGCCAAAAGACAGGGCCCUCCUGCAAGAAUUAACAGAAAUCACAUUUAGCAGUGAAGAUAUGGAAGUGGGGCACCCAAAUCAUAGGAGGCCUCUCUAUUUAGAAGCAUCUAUAAAUCAAAUCCCCAUCAAGAGGGCCUUGGUGGAUAUAGGUACUUCCGUAAACCUUAUUCUAUUGAGCACCUUGCAAGCCGCAGGAAUUUCAAAGAAGAAGAUCCAAGAAUGCCUGAUGGAAGUAACGGGAUUCGGUGGAAGAGGUGAGUACACCGCAGGCCACAUUCAGUUAUGGUUGAAAGUAGGCCCUAUAGCCUCUCUAGCUCGCUUCCAAGUGGUCAGAAUGGAAGUAGCUUACCAUGUGCUUUUGAGAAGACCUUGGUUACACAAACACCGACUAGUCUCGUCCAACUACCACCAAUGUGUGAAGGGAAGAUUGAAUGGUAGGAUGAUAUGUAUAGCGGCGAAUCCCUCGCCGUUCGAGCAGGUAGAAGCCCAUUUGGUGAAAACCAUGUUUUAUGACCAAUGGGCUCCAUCUGGAGAAAAUUAA